AUGGGCGAACACUAUGUGGGUAGCCAAGCCAAGGGCUAUAAUCAGCCCUAUGGCUAUCCGAUGAAUUGCAACAUGUCACGUGUGUUUAUGGAAAUGACCGAAGAGGAUCGAAAAUGUUUGGAAGAACGAAAAUACUGGUGUUUUAUGCUCAGCAGUAUUGUAACGUUUUGUGUGUCUAUGUUACUAGUGGUUACGUGGCGGAUCGUCACACAUUUGUUCUGUCAACGACGUCGUGAGGACGAAGUCGAAGUCACGGAGACGGUGCCAAUCCACUUGAACGGCAAGCACGGCGCUGCCGCAGCAGUCAAAACCGAAUUUGAAAGUUUAGCGCUGAAACAGGAAGAAAAACAUCUGGGUUGGAUGACUGAGGCAAAAGAUUGGGCUGGAGAAUUAAUAUCUGGUCAAAGCCUCACUGGUCGCUUCCUGGUCGUGCUGGUGUUCGUCUUGUCACUGGGUUCCCUCGGCAUCUACUUCUAUGACGCGAGC
Molecule: messenger RNA, 486 nt
Organism: Ostertagia ostertagi
Lineage: Eukaryota; Metazoa; Nematoda; Chromadorea; Rhabditida; Trichostrongylidae
Source: the annotation of a GenBank genome assembly